This is a messenger RNA of Octopus bimaculoides (California two-spot octopus), 509 nucleotides long. RefSeq lists its product as uncharacterized. The record is from RefSeq and is a predicted model, not a curated record. Lineage: Eukaryota; Metazoa; Mollusca; Cephalopoda; Octopoda; Octopodidae.
CACCAGAUUAUACGAUCUCAGAUAAUAAUUUAAUUGGUUAGUACAACACUAAACAUUUAGUUCAAGAAAAAUGCCCAGGAAGAGUUGUUCCUUAUUUAUAUCUUUUCUCCUUUUUGGUAUUGCAUUGACAGAGUUUUGUACUGAUAGGGCUAGUAAAUAUUGCAGAUGGACGAACAAAAUGUUUCCCUAUGCCCGAAAUGAUGAGGAAUACUGCAAUCGUGUGAGAAUGUGGAUCAAGUGUUUCAAAGGCGUAUCCGAUUAUUGUAUUCUGUUAUUCGAAACUGUGAUGAAACUGAUGUGUGAGAAGAAUGACGAGCUAAACUUUGGCCCCUUGGAUAGGAGCAAAAGAAUAAAAAGAAAGACGUCUGUAUUGAAAUCAUCCAUUCGGUACCCAUUGCGAAUGCCGUGGACCAAUUAAUCAAUGAAUAGGAAUAUAGAUGUGACACCAGAAAUUAUCUGAAAAGGAGAAGGAAUGUUGAUGUAAAUAAAUGUAUUUAUGCACAUCGUAA